AUUCAACGUAACCAUCGAUUGCUGCGCAGUUCUGGCGUCUAGAAAGCAUGGUCUGAAGUUUUUUGAUAACUUAUUGAAAAUUAUGUACGACACAGUUAAUGUGGUACCAACGUGCCCGUUAAAGGCACAUUUCAAUUAUACCAUCACGGAUUUUGAUGUCGAUGAAACAAUUCUGCCUGCUUAUAUGCCUAAAUCGAAUUUUCGCGCUGGCAUGUAUCUUCACACAAAGGGAUUUCAAAGCACUUCUGUUCUAGCGGAGGGAAGAAUUGUAAAAGCCAAUUGAUGCUGAAUAAACCGGCACUGUACCAAGGCGAAUCAAUACAAGGUGAUAGCAGUGGUACUACUAGCACCAGUGGUGGUUUGUACAU
Anastrepha ludens (Mexican fruit fly) is the source of this 368-nucleotide messenger RNA. RefSeq lists its product as uncharacterized. The record is from RefSeq and is a predicted model, not a curated record. The coding region runs from base 83 to 283 and encodes 66 amino acids. Lineage: Eukaryota; Metazoa; Arthropoda; Insecta; Diptera; Tephritidae. The transcript is spliced from 2 exons.